Messenger RNA from Ostreococcus lucimarinus CCE9901, 756 nucleotides. RefSeq lists its product with no specific name. Lineage: Eukaryota; Viridiplantae; Chlorophyta; Mamiellophyceae; Mamiellales; Bathycoccaceae. The coding region runs from base 1 to 756 and encodes 251 amino acids. Gene Ontology annotation, biological process: protein localization to kinetochore; mitotic cell cycle; mitotic sister chromatid segregation. Gene Ontology annotation, cellular component: nucleus; chromosome, centromeric region. The record is from RefSeq and is a predicted model, not a curated record. The transcript has 2 exons.
AUGCCCGACCCGAUUCCGUGCGCGCGCGCGCGCGAACAGCGCGAACGCUCGAAAGACGUGUGCGAUGACAUCACGAACGCGGUGGAACAUUACGCCGCCGAAGGGUUCGACGCGCUCGAGUCGUGCUUGAACGAGGAGACGGACCCGGAUGAGCGCACGAAGGCGGCGUUUAAGCACGGUUUGGACGCGCUGUACGCGAAGCUGCAGUUGAAGAUUGGCGACAACUUUAAUCGGUUCUGUUCGCACGCCAAAGCGGCGUGCUUCGCGAUUCCGAGCGAAGUGAUUGAGUAUGAGUCGCGCGUGGAAGAGAUUGACGCGCUGCCGAGCGUGAGUGAAGAGGAGGAAAGCGCGUUGGACGGGGAGUUGCGCUCGCUGCGAGCGCGAAUCUCUCGAGCGAGGGCGUUGAAGACGACGAGUGAAAAGGAGUGUAAGGCGUUGGACAAGGAGUUAGAAUCGCACGUUGAAGUUGUUGGUAGAAUUCAAGCCAUCACGGCGGCGGUUGGUAAGGAAAACGCGCGAGUGAAGGAGGGACUGAACGCGGCGGGGGCAAUCGUGCACACGGCGAAGCAGUUGCAACCGUUGUUGGCGCAAGCCGAAGCCAUGCAGCGUACCGGCGGUUUCAUGCCUGAGCGCUCGACGAGUAUCGAUCCGGUGGUGAUGGCGAAUAACGCGGUGAAGCAGCACUUCAUUCAAGGGAGCUCUUUGAGCGUGUUGCGUUCGCUCAACGCCAAGCUGAGUUCGCAAGUGACGGCGUAG